GGAUCCCAAUACCUAAAACCUCUUCCCCCAGCAGCAAGAAGAGUGUGUGGGUACUUAGACUUAGUAGUUCUAGUGUGAUAGGCAAGGUUGAAUUCAGAGCUUUCAUUAUGCAACUAAGUCAGUAUUAGCUAAUGUCUUCUAGCAAUUAGAGCAAAUCUUAAUUGACCUUGUGGCCUGUGUCAAUCAAAGCAUUAAUUAUCAAGCUGUUUAUAUACCAUUCCUUUGUUUAAAGGUGCUGGGUGUAAGGGGGUCAGUGCAAUACUAUUAAAAGGAGUUCUUGCAAUAAGUAAUUGUAUGAUUAGUCUGCACCCUACUCCUGGCACUGAAACAUACUGGCUGUUUUAGGAUGAGGCUGCUUGGGAUAAUUCAAAGAGAAGAACAAUAGCUUAGAGUACUGGAAAUGGUCUAUUCUUGAGUUUGAAUACCUUAAUGGUGCUAAUGGCUUCCUUUUGUUCUUUUCUUAUUCCAUUCAGGUAGCACUGAAUGAAAGAAUGGGGCUAUGUGAGUUUCACUGCUUAAUUAUAAGUUAGAGCUCAGUAUUUGCUUUUUAUUUAUAAGAUUAUAGGACUUGUCUGUACUUGCUAUUGUUCUGAAAUACCUACUUGGUUUUAAUUUCACAACUUGGUUUAAUAACAACUUUUCAUCUGUAGGAUAUGUCCUGUCACUAGUAACCUGUCCUGCUCUGCUCCCAGGCACUGCCCUGUGUGUUCUGCUUCUGUUCCACCACAGUAAGAUUGGGAACCACGUGGCCUUUCCUCUCUUUCCCGUGCUGCAGUGGUUAUUGCUACAGCAACGGCUGUUGUCUUCUUUCAUGUCUUCAGACAGAAAAGAAUUUCUCACCAAGUCCUGCUACACUGCUGGUAAGGAAUGCAAUGCCCUUAGGAAUUCAAGUGGGAGAGAGUACCAGCUAAAUUCUCAGUCUGUCUCUUCCCCCUUUCUCCCUAGUUUGAGCUGGAGAUGUCUUUAGUCACUUUUAAAAGAGAAGAUGUAACACUAUAACUGACCAUGGCAACAAAUUAGCUCACAAUCUCUUCUGCUCUUGCAAGAUUGAGCGUCCUUGAUCUGGAAGCUUGAUGAUUUAUUAUUCAAAUGUGGAAAUAAUUUGGUAAUUACAUUGACAGAAAGCAAUAACCAUAAUUGUGUGGUCAGAAGAGAAGGAAUUACUUUGCAAGGAUUCUUUAAUGAGUGUAAUAACACCUACUGAUAGUGAAUUUUGUUCAACCUCACACAACUGUCUCAUGCUUUAUAAUCAUUUUAGCCAAUGCUGCUAUAUAUGGGUGGUAGAGUUGUUUUGGGGGUUUUUGGAGUUUGUUUUUGUUUGGGGGUGUUUUCGUUAUUUUUGUUUCAUUUUGGAGGAUUUUUACUUCUAAGACUUCUAUAUAAAGUGAAUGUUCCCUAAAUGUUUAGCAGAAUGUUCUGCUAAAACCAGCAGAAAAAUCUCUUUGCCCUAGUGCUAUCAAUACGGCCUGCCAGCUCUCAGAGAAAACACAUUUGUAGUAAAAUGUAGUUCUCCAUAGCAUUGAGGGUUACCUUUUGUUCUCCAUACAAAGCACAAUGGUGUCAUCUGAGCAAGGACAGCACAGCAGAGAAUCGGGUGGGGAAAGUCUCAGUAAGUUUAGAUACAGAGAAGGCAGUAAAAAAAGGAAGAGUUUUCUCCUUGGGACCAAGACGGGUUUUGACAUGGAAAUAAAGUGCUUAAAAAAUACAGUCCUAGACUAGGACAGACCAGUCUUAUAACUACUCCAGUGUUUUCCCUGAGUUUUUGCAUGAAUGCUGAUACAAACUGUAUUAUGGUCAAACUAAUAUGUAGAGUGUCAAACUACCAAAUGCACUUACUUCAGCUGUAUGUGUUUCCAUUGUACCAUGAGUAUGUGUUACACUGGUAUGGGUACAGACACAAGUUAUUUCUUUACCUGCCAGUUCUAAGAAUGUGAAGGCACUCAAAAAGAGCAGGAAUAAAAAGAUGAGAUAGUAAUAGACAAGUAAUAAAAUAACUAAUACUAUUAGAGUGAUAUGUGCAUAUCACUUGGUCCAAAGCCCAUGAAUACAAUCUGUUUCUUCAUGCUCAUGUUACAGACUUCAAAGUUAGCAGUAGAAUAUAAAACAAUAAUACAAGAAAUAUUCACAAGCACAGUUACCAGCUCUCUUAGGUUUUCAGCCUGUGUCUUACAGGGUCUAUUGGUCCUAUUUGCAUUUGGGGAAGAACAGUGCUCACUGCCUGAUGCAAUAUGACUGCAGUUCUGCUUCUGUAGAGCUGGAGUAUUUCCGCUGCCAACUUACACAAAGGCUAAAAAGUUUGUUCUGAUUGAGCAAGACAUUGCUGCAAGUUUUACAAUCUCUGUAAAGUAGAAAAGCAAUCAGUCUGGUGUUUAAAAUUAGGCAAUUUCUUUAUUAAAUUAAUUGUGGAGAAGCCUGUCUUUCCCCACCCAAUCCCUUUCUGCCUUUGCAGAUCUAAUGCCUACCAGUGCACUGCAUUUAGUCACUGUGGUAACCACUUAAAAAUAACCAAUGUCCAUUGAAUCAACUCAGUAGCAGCCAGAAGGCAGAAAUAUUAUUUUUCUGGAUAACCUGUUCCAAGUGUCAUCACUGGGGCCCUGCUCCUUCCAGAUCAUUGCCUUUCUUUAUCACAUGGCCUAAGCCUGACCAUGAUAUUAUUGCUCUCUUCUUUUCCUACUCUUCAUCCUUUCCCUUUCUUCCCACCUUCUUUAACAGCAGGUUUCAAGUAACCAUGGCAGCAAGGCUAGGAAUUCUAUGCUUAUUCAUUUCAUCUGAAAUCUGAAACCUGCAUGGAGAUAACUUGUCCAAACCCAGCCUUUGGUGCAAGAGAAGGCAAUGUCAGUUAUGGCAGCACUUACAUGCUGGCUGUAUUUGGUCCAUUGUGUUAGAAAAAUGUAAAGGUAGAAAGUAAGCCACUUAAAAUUUGCAAAGUAUUUAAUAAUUUCAAACGCAUUUAGUACAUAACUUACUCAGAGGAGAACCACUGCUAUAACUUGCUCUAAUUGAUGUUGAUUUGUAGGCUGACAGGAAUGAUUUCAUAAUCGUGUUCCUAGUCCUAUGGUAUGUGUUAACUUAAGGGGUGCCUUCUCAGAGUGGUAUCAAGUGAUGUAAAUUAUAUCAGUAUACUCUUUCAAGAGGAAAUGUACUGUGAAACCUUAAAGGUGUCUCCUGCCAGGACAAGAUAUUAAUCUCCUCUAAUCUGUCACUGCAGUUGGACUCUGACUGGAUCUGAGAUCACAGUUUCAGGACAGAAAGAUCUCCAGAUUUUAACUUGUUUCAGUGCCAAGGGAGAUUAUCUCAAAUGUUCGUAUGUUGCAGAUUUGGACAUACCACAUCUCCUUGCACCUAGGAUGACUUAAAAUCCUAAAACAAUUGCUGUGUUUGUUCAUGGGGAAGCUAUGCAAAGCAAUGAUUACGAGGUAUUUUUGUACGCACUUGAUCCUGUGGGUCAUCUGCAAGCAAAGCAGAAAGCCAGCAGUGUGAUAAGUAACCUGUCUAUUACUUAGUGUGUCUUAUACUGUAACUUGGUAAACAUCAGCUCUCAGCCAGGUUACUGUUAGUAACAGGAAAGGCUCAAACAUUUCGCAGGGUUUCCAAUAGUGUAGCAGCUGACCAAGUGUCUGCACUACCUGAUCUGAGUGUAUGAUGCCACACAGAGAACAGCUCAUAAGGCUGUUUGUUACUUCCUUGCAAAUGUGUUGUUUUGGCCACAGUGAGCCAAUAAAGGCUUUUACCUUUCCCUCCAAAGUUUUGCAAUAGCUCAUAGUGUUCCCGUGAAUCACACACUUAGCUGGCUACUACCAGGUGCCUGCCAAGCACACUGGGAAGUAGCUCAUCUAUAGCUGGUUUUUGUAUGCCUCAGUUUUCUAGACCAGAGACCCAUGAGAGGUUAUUUUGUGUCCCUAGAGAAGUGAUGACUGGAUCUAAAAAGGUCUGAGUCACAGCAGAAACAAUUAUCAUGAAGCUGGAUGAAGCCACCAUGUGGCUUGUGACUUAGGCUGAUCUGCAGACAAAUUAGAAGAGAUGGGUUUCUGGAACUGAGGUGUAAGAAAGGAGAUACCUUUUUCAGCUUUUGUUUCCUUGUUCCUUGUUUUUGAAUUACCACUAACUGUCACUGUCAGCAAUGUUGGAAGAUGUUCAUAGUUGCAUUUGCAGACACAUAAGAUCUUUUCAAAAUAUACAAAAGGCAUUCAUUCCCCACUUAAGUUCCCUUCCCUUCAGAGUCUUCAGAAGCCCCUGCUUUGUGUGAUGUGAGUUGUUUGCACCACACAGCAGGAUUGAGGUGGGGUCUCAUCAAGUGGAAUAGGCAAGGCCCCAAAGCAGCUCUUCAUUUCAUUUUCUACCAUGCUCCCAGUAGGGUCUCUGUAGGAUCACUUGUUUAACAUUUCUUAUAACACCUGAUCUUAACCUUUCAGCAGUAUUCAUUUAAACAUCCCAUUUCCAAAGGUAAAGAAUGCAAGUGUGGGAAGAAUACAGGACAUUGGAGCCCUACAUUAUGACCAGAGCAAUCACAGAGUUGUUAUUUUUGUGGAAUAUGUGUUUACAGGUUUACAGCUGUUACAGCUACAAGACUGAAGUGUACAGACACUGCUCUAUGUACAUUAAAAGUACGUCACCAACUGCAUCAAUUCAGUAAGUUGGCUGAAUUCACGCAUUUUUCAGGAAGACAACAUUACCUAGCAGAUUUUCUGGUUAGCUUCAAAUUAGAUGCAGAUACAUGCAAACCAGUAAGGUCAAGAGUCACUAAAACUUAUAAGCAAACCACACCAUCCCUUACAAACAGAGAAACUAAGGCUUGCAAAUCCAUAACACUGUCAUCAUAAAAACAGAAAAUAUCUUCAGAUGUGGUAGGUUUGUGAUCUAAAGGCAUAAUGAUACUUUGUACCAGCUAUUUUGACUUGUGCUAGCAAAAGAAUUUUACCUUUUUAGAAAAGCAGAGUAAUUUUCUGAUCCUGCUGCCUUAUCAGCCAAAGUUCAUCAGCACAGAAACACUGAACAACAGAAGCCUUCCAAACGGACUCUUUUUUCAUGGCAAGGUAAUGAUUGUCUCAUGGUAUUUCAUGACAGUACACAGAAUUAAGAAUUUCUGUUGAACAGAGAAAUAGGAAAAAUACAUUUGGGGUGACUAUGACAACCUUCUGCCCUAGAAAAUAGCAAGGAAACAAAAAACACCCUUUGCCUCAUUCAGGAGUGAAACAGCUGUGGGUUCCAGGCAGGCUGCACAGCCCAGGCAGCUGCAAGUGGGAAGAUGGGACAGCAGUAGGAUUCAAGCUGGAUGCCCCACACUGCCCAGGUGUGCACUGCUCUUCUCUGUGCACUUGUUCACACAGAAACAAAAGAACAGCUUCAGCUUCCCUCUGCCAGGUGCUUACCUGUACUACCAGAAAGUCAUUAGUAAUCCAAGGCACAGCCAACCACUCCUGCCUGAAGUCAUGCAGACCAGAAGGCUAGACUCAAUAUUUAAAUUUGCUGCCUCUAUCUUUCUGUAAAUUGAGAGGGGAGAAAAAACCAAAGAGAACUUUCUUGGUCUUAUAUUUUGGUCUCACAUAUGCUUUGGAAUUUAAACACUUCUGUAACAAAUAAUUUUGUACAAUAUUGGGGGCCACUAAGAAAGAUAAUUUGUGCACAUUCAGACACACCGUCAUAUACAUUCUCCAUUCUUUCUCCCAUUUCUCCUCCCCUUCUUGCAGGGUCAUGGUUUUGUUGUUCCCUUACACACUUGUCCUCCUUGCGGAGGUCCUUACAAGGUAUGGGCAAUGCUGCCUGGCUUAGGUGACAUUCUGUGGUUCUUUGGUUACUUUCACCCUUUCACCCAGACAUGUCUACAAGUGUUUCUUCCAUUAUUAAUUUCAGCCUUGACUUAAAGCUUCCUGAGAUGCUAAUGGUCUGUUAUCAGGCUGGAAAGGUGCAGUUUGUGUCCAAGGGUUUCACCUAAAAGCCAAGAUACAAGACACACGGGAAACUUCCCAAGUGUGUGUGGGAAAGUGAGGAGAGUGGGAAGGGAAGGUUUCUGUCGUAAGGGCCUCACUGGGGGUUCUGCUCUGCCCUGGCUGUUCUCAAGUUUCAUUCACACAGCAGCAUGUUACACAGCUCUUAUCACCCAUCUCCCUCUCCUGUCCCAGUCCACACUGCUGCCUGCUGUCACUUUGCAUGUGACACCUCGAUCCUUCCCUCCAGUCACCAACCUCAUUCCCCCUGCAAACGAGUCAGGCCAGUGCUGAGGUGUUGUCCAAAAACAGACACACGCAUACAGAAACAGCCCCAAAGGACACACAGGGGCAGCUUAUGAACAAAGCAGGACAGGGAAGGCUUACAUGGAAUGACCAGACUUGAACGGGGCAGAUGGAGAAUGGAGUGUUGCUGGGAACGCGCAGGCAAAGCUAAGACACAAGAGCAGCGUGAUGGACUCUGCCCCACCCUACAGGGGCAGAGCUUAACAGCAUCACACUGGAAAUCUCUGGAGAAAGGUGUUCACACCUAAUCCCAUUUCUCCCUACCGGAUCCAUUCUAGCUGGAAAAACACCCAGCUUGCUAACAAGUGGGCGCUGGAGGGCUCAGGCACCCCCAAUUCAAGGAGGGACGAAAGUGCUGGCGCUGCGGUCCGCAGCGUGCCUGCCUGCUGGCAGUGAAUGACCAAAGGCCGGGCUCGCCUGCACCGUGCCCGUGAACAGCCAGGCCAAGCCGGACACCGCCGGCUGCUCAGAACAACACCGUGCUCCAGGGCCAUCCUAGAGCACACAGCACAGGAUCGCAUUCAGAUGGUUCUUGGACACAUCCACUGAGGGAGACUACACAACAUCUCGGGACAAUCUGUUCCGGUACUAGGUCACCUGCAUAGUAAAGACGUUCUCCCCCGUAUUCAACUGGAACUUCCUGUGCAUCAUUUGAAGAGCCAGGUUCUGCUCGGUGGUGCCAAGCAAAAGGACCACAGGCAACGGGCAGAAACUGAUGCUAAGGAAGUUGCACCUGUACGAGUGUCCCAACGAGGUUCUACCGGAGCCCUACGCACGCGCGGUGGUGUGUUCUAUCUCCUGCGCUCAUCGCGCUCAUGCAAAUCACGCUGCCGUGCGAAGGCCGAUUCCGCGGGCGGCGAUGAAGGCGGGGUCAGGCUGAAGAAGCCCUUCUUCUUCCCCGGUGCCUCCAGCGAGGGCUGCAUCGUGUGUCCCUGCCGCAUCCGCACACACAGCUAGACGCCGCAGCCAACGCGGCCCCGUGGGAAAACGCGGCAGCGGACGGGACUGCGCAGGCGCGGCCCCGCCGCCGCCUCGGCGCGCGCGUCACUUCCCGGCUGGGCCGGCGGCCCGCGGCGGAGCGCGGCCCCAUCCUGACCCCCGGCGCGGGCCUGCUCAGGGAGGGCCGGCAUGGAGAAGCUGCGGCGGGUGCUGGCCGGGCAGGACGAUGAGGAGCAGGGACUGACGGCGCAGGAUAAAGUGUUGGACCUAGCAAGGUCCUUGAUGCCUCAACACUCAGCUUUGGUACUCGAGUCAGAUGGUUUGCCAUAUGCUUUAUUGCUGGCAUUUUAUGUUCUUUUCUUGGAACAGCAUUGCUAUGGCUCCCAAAGGGGAUUAAACUUUUUGCAGUGUUCUAUACCCUGGGAAAUAUUGCUGCUCUUGCCAGUACGUGUUUCCUGAUGGGGCCGCUGAAGCAACUGAAAGCAAUGUUUGAUCCAAAACGAUUAAUAGCUACGAUUGUGAUGUUGCUUUGCCUAAUAUUGACUCUGUGUGCUGUAUUCUGGUGGAACAAGAAAGGUUUGGCAGUGUUAUUCUGCAUAUUGCAGUUCUUGGCAAUGACCUGGUAUAGUCUGUCUUAUAUUCCUUUUGCAAGGGAUGCUGUGAUUAAAUGCUUCUCAUCCUGUCUAGGGUAAAUUAAAACCAGGAACCACUGUCCACUUCAAAAGGCAACUUUUUCCUUUGUAAAUUUUGCUCAAAAAACUCUACUUUGACGCUUCUGAAAUACGCAGUAGCAGUUUAGUAUUUUCCUUGCCUUUUGCACUUGGGAGAUUAAAUAGUUUUUACUAGAAAUAGUUUUUAAAAUAAAUUUGGAGAAUUAUUUGUGUUUACCCUGGAACUUCCAGGCUUUUUUCUAACAAGAAAGUACAUUUAAAUAUUUCAUACAGAGUAGUCUUAACACUACUUUGUAUCCAGUAACAGUUUAUUCCUCAGUGGAGGCAAGUCACUAAGACCUGGGUAGUAUGCAUUAAGAUUCCAUUUACAGUUCUGUCUAAAAUUUGCAAUGUGCCAUUUAUGUUUGUAUAUUAUCCAUUGUAUGCUCUUCCAAAGACAGAGUUUUAUAAACAUUGUAAAGAUUUGGAAGGUUGGAAUUAACUGCUGCUUUGAAAUGUCUAUACAUGUGCCUUAUGGGAAAAACUUAAUGAGAAUGUGAAAGGUAUGUUUAAAACCUGUUGGAUUUUAUUAAAAAAGUUGUAUUUUAAAUGUUUUUUUAAAAAAAUUUCAUACCUAAAUACUUUUAACUAAAAGAACUUACGGCUAAUGUAUAAAUGGGACUUGUGAAAUAAAUUCAUUUUAAAAGUGCCUAAUACAUUUUUUUAUUUAGGAAUCAACUAUAGAGGGCUGAAAAUUUCAACAUUACAGUUGAAUAAAAAUGAAAGCAUAAAUGUGUGAAUAUGACUAUAUCCAAAUUUGUUUAAUAGAUUUGCAGAAGUUACCCUAAAGGUUCUUUUAGUAUUUAGACAAACUGCUCAUUCUGACUUAAUCUGGUAAUAGAUUCAAGUACUCUAACACGUUGCCUGGCUCCAGUAAGAGGUUCUCAUUUCCAUUUUUUUCAGCUAAGAACUAUCCAGUUAUUCUGGAGCAAAGUGUAAAUCUUUAAUGUUUGGUUGAUAUUAUAUUGCAGGAGGUUCUUUUUCACACAGGAUGGAUGUGCUUACAUAUGUGUGUUCAAAACUAAGUUGGUUUAGAUUUUUUUUUUCUCUUGAUCCACAAAUCUAGAAGAAGGAAUGGCUUUGAAAAUAUGUGAUCUGCACCAGAAAGGGGAAAAUAUCAGUGUUUUUAAUAUUCAGAGUUCAGGCUACAGAGACAAAUUGAGGUACAGUAUGUUCCUGUUAAAUCUCAGUGCAUAUUGCAAAACAUAGCAACAACUUUUGGGGAAGCUGUGUACAGGGUGAUUGCAUUAUUUUGCAGCUAGACUUCCAACUAAGCCAUGCCUUUUAACUGGUUCGUAACAAUAAAUUCCAGGAAGGCAUUCUCCCUGCUGGUGACUGGCAGGGGGCAAGUAGUCCUGGCCUCACAGCAGGCUCUUGGGCUCACUAGUGCUGUAUGAUGUAGACACAGCUAUUCCAAGUCUGCCCACAGCCCUUGGAUGCCAAGGCACCUUUGGGUGAAGUUUUGUUUCCUUUUAGUUUUCAGCUUGCAUUGAAGAGGAAGUAGGAUGUGCAUAGACAGUGAUGGGCAUCAUCCUGGAAGUGACUGUCCCUUCCCCAGUCGUUGCUGUUGACCUCAGCUGACUGGAAAGAUCCCGUCCCAUCCUAACCCUAGUGCAUCAGGGCCAGGCUUUCAUUUGCUCCAGAGCUGGUUUUGCCUAUCACCUUCUGUAGUCUUUAAUUAGAAUUACAUUGGUUAUUCAAAAUUUAUUUAUUUAUUUAUCUACUAUGGUAAAUUACAAAGUUACCUUUUGUCUGUUAACACUUAGAUCACCAGGAGAGAAUUCAAGAACCAAAAGUUCCAUGUACUGGUAUGCUUCCAUAUGCACUUUGGUCUGUUAGUUACAUCAUGCACCUUCCUUGUUUUUUUUUUCUCUCCUGAACAUUUCAGAGUUUACUUCCUCCAUGUCCAUACAGAGCACACACUCUGCGUUGUUUUGCCUCUGUCUUUCCCUCCUUUGCAUCCUGUCUUUGUUUACUGUGUAUGAGUAUUCCAAGAGCUCACAGUUAGGAAAUUUACACAGUAUAGUAAUACCCAUUAUGAUAGUGUGGAACCAAAGGUGUGAAGAUCUGUCCCUGUGGAUUGCAUACAUGCUACCCAUUUUUUGAUAAAGUCUUGGUACCAUAAUUAAAACAGUACUUUGAAGUAAAUGCUGUAGAAAUUUUAAGCCAUGACUUCUAAGGCUAAAUUGUGGAGUGAUGGUAAUCAUCUUGUAGCCAUAGGAAAUAUAUGUUUACUUAUUACUCCACCAUGAAACUCCUCCAAACCUCUGUUGUUGCCCAGGGUACUUGAAAAGAUAGGAGAUUGCUGUCUUGGAUAUCACAAAAAGCCACACCAAACCCCAAACAAACAACAAACCUCCAAAGGGUUUGAGCAUUAGCUCUGUCACAGAGAGCAUUGACGCUAGAAGGAGCUCUGGACUGUACUCUUCAUUACCAAACCAGGCAGUACUUGUCCACUAAGUCCGAGUCUGCCAGCCCUAGGUUUGAGUGUGUCUGUCUCUUGGCCUGUCUGCCUGCCCUUAUUCAUGAUACUUCAAGUAAUCAAGGAGCUCAAAGUAUCAUUCUUGUUUUUAAGACGGCAAGAUAAUUUAACAUUUUAAAAUAUUGCCUUUUCAUGCUUGGACGCUUGAGGACUUCGGGAGGAAUUUAGAACCUUGUUGCUCGGGGCGUGGGCCCCGCCAUCCUCUUUAGUUCGGCUCUGCUGUAGGGCGAGCGGGAGAGGACCGGGAAAAGGCGCCGGAGUAACGCCGCAUCGAGCCCGACCUGUGCGGCUCGUUCGGGAGAGCGGCCAGUGCUGGCACGACCCCCGUCCCCGCCCGCACUCCCACCCCGCGCUAGAGAAGGGUGUUCCCGGGGCGGGCGAAGGGCGGGAAGGGGGACGGGUUAUCGAGAGGGAAAAUCGGCUGCUGUCGGGGCAGAGCGAGCUCGCAUUCCGCUCCGGCGGUUCGGGCUCCUCGUUCGCCUCCGGCCAUGGGGCUGCAGCCGCGGCGCGCCGCGGGGCCCUGCCCGCCCGCGGGAAGAAGCGCCGCCUUGCCCGGAGCGCGUUCCGCACCUCCCUGGGCGCGCAGCGACGAGCCGGAGGGAACUCCCGGGCGCCCCGCCACGAUGCCGCCCCUCCUGCCGGCCAUCCUGCCGACCCCCUGCGCUUCUCCCGCUGCCGCCCGGGCGCAGCCCAAGAAGCCGCAGGCGGCUGCCUCAGCCCCCAAGAAGGCAGCGCCUCGGCCCGCAGAGGAGAAGGUGGCGAGGAAGGUGUCGGGGGCGCCCCCGGAGCGGCCGGGCCCCCUCUCCAGCUCCUGGCCCUGCUCGUCCCUGCAGCGGCCGCCGCCGCGGAGACUGCCGGCUGAGCGGGCGGCGCGGCCCCAGCCCACCCCGCCGCAGCCGCGGGGCCGCCCGGGGGCGCCGGGGGCCGGCAGCCGCUCCUGCGAGAGCCUUGGCGGGGCGCCGGGGGAGGCGGCGGGGCGCUUCUCGCUGAGCCUGCCUCCGGAGGCCAUCCGGGUACUGCAGCGCCGCAGCCUGGAGCGGCAGCGGGGGCAGCCCGCACCCUCUCCUGCCGGCAGAGCCGCCCCGGCCCGGCGCGGCGACCUGCGGGCUCUUCUGAAGGUUUCGCUGCUCAACGACCGGCACCGCUACGACGACGAGGAAUACGAGGAGGAGGAGGCGGCGGGGACCGCGGCGGACGAGGGGCUGGUGCGGAAAUGUACCGAGUGGCUGCGUGGUGUGGAGAGUGCGGCCGGCCGCGACCACCCUGAGCGGCUGGAGACGCUGCCGCACUUGGGCACCCUCUGAGCCCCGCCGGGACCUGGGAGCGGCACGGCGGCGGCUGUCGGAGCGGUCGCGCCGGGGGGAGGUGUGGCCACGAUCCGCGAUGUCGUGUUCCAUGCGUUACGGGCGGGUGGCGAGCGGAGCCGCUGGCCCAGAGCCGAUCCUCGGGCCUCCUCCGCCGCCGGGGCGAGGGACAAAGGAGUGGCUCCGGCCUCCGCCUACCGGAGCCCGGGUGCUGGGAGGGAGGGCACUGACUCUGGGUGUCCUGCCUCCAUCCUCGCGGUUUUUUUAAAGAUUUCCGACUACUUUAUAAAAUGUGCGUAAUGGUUUUGUAUAUUUGUACAUAAAAGUUCAUUUUUAUUUAUUUGAAUAAAGGAAUCUUGUGUUGCGGUGGC
This is a messenger RNA of Passer montanus (Eurasian tree sparrow), 12036 nucleotides long. RefSeq names its product SFT2 domain containing 1 (gene SFT2D1). NCBI's taxonomy places the organism in Eukaryota, Metazoa, Chordata, Aves, Passeriformes, Passeridae. Gene Ontology annotation, cellular component: membrane. The record is from RefSeq and is a predicted model, not a curated record. The transcript is spliced from 9 exons. The coding region runs from base 10850 to 11665 and encodes 271 amino acids. Gene Ontology annotation, biological process: vesicle-mediated transport.